Molecule: messenger RNA, 2294 nt
Organism: Cucurbita moschata (crookneck pumpkin)
Lineage: Eukaryota; Viridiplantae; Streptophyta; Magnoliopsida; Cucurbitales; Cucurbitaceae
Product: chloroplast sensor kinase, chloroplastic
Exons: 9
Coding region: 117-1985 (622 amino acids)
Source: RefSeq, a predicted model, not a curated record
UACCUGUCGGGAUUGCGCUGCAUCUGAUCUACCCGGCAAAAUCCGUUGGUUGCCAUCCACUCUCCGACGAAGUUCCCAGUCUCGCUCUCUGCGUGUCGCGUCUUCUGCAAAUUCCAAUGCUACUCUCAUGGCCUCCUCUCAAAAAUCCUCUCUUUUACUCCAAUUCUUCCUCCCCCAUUCUCCCCUUCUUCUCCUACAAUGCCCUAAAACUCCAUAAUAGUUUCAUUCGCCUCAAACCACUCACCUUCACUUCUGCUUCCUCCUCCUUCAACACAUCCUCCAUCUCAAACCCUAGUCUCCUUCGCCACGUUACACCUACUGUAUGCGACGACGACGACGACGAUGGGUCUAUGGUACCCUCAGCCUCUGCUGUGGCCUCUGUCAUUCUCAGAGCUUCCACCUCUCCUGUGGAGUUUGUCCAUAGGAUCGAGAACAGACAGACUACUGGCUUGGUGCUGCCGAGCCCUGACUUUCAGAGGCUUUGCGUCGAGCAGUUGGACCUGUUUCGCCGGAUUGUUGAUCCUGAAGCCCUUCUCUCGGUCUAUGUAAGACCUGCUGGUAGCUUUGUAAUGGACCGUCUUGAGCUGCGUCGUGUUGUAUCUUUCCCAGGGGUUAAUGCCACUGACGUUGUGAUAUUGGUCGGAAAUUUUAGCGUUCCAACUGGUUUACGUGCUGCAGAGGCCACUUUUUCCAGUCAACAAGUUGAAGUUAUCCCAGAGCAUAAGGCCAUUGUCUUUCCAAUGGUGAAACACCCUUUUGUUGUGGGGUUCUUGGUCGCCGAGCUUCCAAACCUCGAAAUGGAUAUGCAGAGUGCCGAUUGUGAUCCAUGGCCAUACUCAUCACCGCACGAAGCCGGUGCUCUAUUAGCUGGCUUUGGAACAAAUACACAGGGAAUUCAAAGUACGACGAAUGGAUCGUUGAGAACGUACAAAUUAAAUGCAGAUCGGCAAGCAAAUGCCUUCCAUAUCUCCCGUUCUCUUGCUAUGGCAUAUGUGAUGGAUCAGAAAGCAAUGUUGCUCCAGCAAUCAUCAUGGCAGAAUAACUUGAGAAUGACCAAUCUGGUCGACCAAAUUCGUGGUUCUCUUUCUAGCAUCCAAACUUUAAGUAAGAUGUUAUCUGUUCACAUGAAGAAAAACGAGAUUGCAUAUGAGAUUUUAGAAGACAUACUGUUACAAGGGGAUCAUAUGAGAGAUACCCUUCAACAACUACAGGAUGCUGUUUACUUGACUAAGGCAAAUAUAGUACACUAUAAUGAAGAAACACUAAAGAAAAUGUACAAGUCCUCCAAUCCUUUGUCUGAAUCAGUGAAGAAUCAGUCAGAUAACUAUCCAACAGAUGCUUCCAGCAGUAGGACGCAAGGUGGGUUAGUUUCUUCUAAAAAUAUGAUUGAGGACUUAGAGAUGCCCAUGCCACCUACAGUACUUGCUCCCGUUCAACGACAAGGAAUAAGGUCAUGCAACGUUUCUGAUGUUCUGAAUGAUUUGGUUGAGGCAGUGAAACCUCUAGCAAGUAAACAGCAACGUAUAGUAGAACUAAGUGAACAGGUUUGUUCUAUGCAAAUUGCUGUGGAGGAGUCUUCCCUGCGUCAGGCUUUGAGUAAUUUGAUUGAAGGUGCACUAUUACGUACACGUGUUGGAGGAAAGGUAGAAAUUGUAUCUACUACAGCACCAGCAGGUGGUGUGCUUAUAGUCAUAGAUGACGAUGGCCCCGACAUGCACUAUAUGACGCAGAUGCAUUCACUCACAGCAUUUGGAGCAGAUCUCUUAUCCAAAGAAAGAGUGGAAGACAACAUGACAUGGAACUUUGUUGCAGGGCUGACCGUUGCUUGUGAGAUUCUUGAGAGUUAUGGGUGUGUGGUGCGUGUCAUAUCACCCAGGUGCUCGGACGCAGCUCUCGGAUCUGGUGGAACUCGCUUGGAACUCUGGCUCCCUUCCACUCCAGGUACAUCACUGCACAAUCUCGACAUUCCCACCUCAGGGGCAUAGUGAGUAGAUAGAUAAAUUGCCCAUUUUAGAUAUAUCUCUGAAACUAAGGAUAUAUACAGAAAGUUGCGUGCCGUGUAUGAGAUUGAGAUACGUGAGUUUUUGUAUAGUGUACUGUAAGGCAUUCUAUUAAAAAGUUUGUGUAUAGUAUAGUAUAAUAUAACUAGCGUCCAGAACUUGUUAUAGCUCGCUUGAUUCUCAUCCUAUUGGUAGAUAUGCGUGUCUGCAUAAAAGUGUUUAGCAUGACAGUCAUGAAUCAACUUCAAAUUUGGAACUUUAAUAUUGAGCUUCAGAACAAUAGUUUUCAUUGAA